AGAGCCAGUUAGUGGGAGGGGGUCCUGACUCUCAGCCGUCGGGAAACUAGUUCCCUCUGGUGCUGAGAGCCAGGCAUCGGAAAAGGGUUCUGUGGGCUCACCUGAAGAUCAAAUGGAGGAUCCCUCUCGACUUAUUGGAGACUGCCCAGUGGUCGAAAUCAACAUGGGAGGAGUGAUGGUGCCAUGUCUCUUGGACACUGGGUCAAUGGUCACCACAAUCAGAGAGAGUUUCUUUGAAAAACACUUCAAGUCACAGGGCGUCGGGUUGUUGAAACAAUGUCGCUGGCUAUGUCUCAAGGCCGCUAAUGGGUUAAAAAUCCCCUACAAGGGAUACAUGGAGCUUGAUGUUGUCGUCUUGGGUGACACCUUAACACAAAUGGGUGUGUUGGUUGUAGAGGACCCGCAAAAGGAGACCCCAGAACAAAAGCAGCAGGCAGUGCCUGGCAUCCUUGGGAUGAACAUCAUUGGUCGUGGUUACGGUUUGCUUGUUGAGCAGUUUGGCCAUAAUCUCCUUGAGGCACCUGUCCUCAAAGCUGCUGGCAAUGAGUGGAAGGAAACGUUUGCCGAGUGUAAACGCCUUGAAGCUGCAAAGGCACAAGGUUACUUGGGGAAAGCCAAAGUUCACGGUCGAGCUGUUCGUGUUCCUGCUGGUUCCUUGACGUGGAUUCACACUACUUGCCCCUCUGCUGCAAACACUACUCUCCCUUCCGUGCUUCUUGAACCCUUAGCAACAGGGAAUCGCCUCCCAGCAGGCAUUCUUGUGUCCUCGGCCCUUCUUCCUGUCCAUCAGGGCAGGGUGGAAAUUCCUGUUGUUAAUGUGGGCACUGAAGAUGCUUGGCUGCAGCCUUACACACAGCUGGGUGAGCUGCAUGUGGUUGACCCACUGCAAGCAGAAAGCUCUGUCCUCUUUGAGGAGAUGGAUACUCAUCCCACAAUUGCAGUGGUUCAAGAGGUGACUGCAGUGAGAAAUCCUUCCAUUGAUCUUUCCAGGCUGUCAUGGUCCAAUCUAUCUGCUGAACAGACAAAACAAGGGCUGGAGCUUUUGCAGAAACACAGCACCGUUUUCAGUCAUGGAGAAGGGGACCUGGGAUGCACUUCUUUGGUGGAGCAUGAAAUUCCUUUAGUGGACGACGGCCCGGUGCGGCAACGAUAUCGCAGGCUCCCGCCAUCUCAGUAUGAACAGGUUAAAGUCCAUAUUCAGGAGCUGUUGGUCAGAGGGGUUGUGCGUCCAAGUUGUAGCCCAUACUCUUCUCCAAUUGUAGUAGUUUUCAAGAAAAACGGAGAGCUCAGGUUGUGUGUAGACUACCGGUUGCUCAAUGCCAAGACGCGAAAGGAUGCUUACCCCUUGCCGCGAAUUGAAGAGUCCCUGGAUGCCCUCACAGGUGCCCAGUUGUUCUCAACAUUGGAUCUUGCCAGUGGGUACAACCAAGUACCCAUGGCGGAAAAGGACAAGGCAAAGACUGCUUUUUGCACACCGUUCGGGCUCUUUGAGUUCAAUCGGAUGCCAUUUGGGCUAUGCAAUGCUCCUAGCACCUUUCAAAGGUUGAUGGAGCGGAUCUUUGGAGACCAGAGCUUUCAGUCUGUACUGCUGUACUUAGAUGACAUUGUCAUCUUUUCUUCAUCUUUUGACCAGCACCUGCAACGUCUUGACUUGAUUCUGAGCCGCCUUAAAGAACACAACCUGAAAUUGAAACUCCAAAAAUGUCACUUCUUUCAGUCUGAAGUCAAAUAUCUGGGCCAUGUUAUUUCUGCCUCUGGUGUCGCCACUGACCCUUCUAAGAUUAGUGCAGUGGCUGAAUGGGCACGACCAACUACUUGCACCGAACUACAGUCAUUCUUGGGAUUCGCUUCCUACUAUCGUCGCUUUGUAGCCGGCUUUGCAAGGCAUGCUGCCCCACUCCACCGACUGGUGGGUGAGAUGGGGGGGACCAAGAAAGGCAGAACGAAUGGGAAAGGGGUCUUGAGCGACCGUUGGAGCGAAGAGUGUGAAAAUGCAUUCCAAUCACUCAAAAGACUCCUCGCUAGUGAUGGAAGGGAGAAUGUGCUGGUGGUCACGGAUGUGUUUUCUAAAUUCACUCAGGCCUACCCAACAUCGGAUCAGCGGGCCAGUACAGUGGCCAGAGUGCUGACGGAAAAGUGGUUCUACACCUAUGGUGUGCCCCAGCGCAUUCAUAGCGAUCAAGGAAGGAGUUUUGAAGGGGACCUCAUGAAACGACUUUGCCACCUUUAUGGGAUUGAGAAGAGCAGGACUACACCGUACCACCCAGAAGGCAAUGGACAAUGUGAGAGAUUUAAUAGAACAUUGCAUGACUUAUUGCGUACACUUCCCCAAGAGAAGAAAAACAAAUGGCCGCAAUACCUACCCCAAGUGCUUUAUGCAUACAACACAACAGACCAUCAAUCAACAGGAUAUUCGCCAUACGAACUUAUGUUCGGGCAAAAAGCCCAACUUCCUGUGGAUUUUCUGUUGGGUGGAUCCCAGAAGGAACCCAUAUCUGGCUCAGCAAAGGAUUGGGUGGAUGAGCACCAAAAGCAUUUGAAGUCAGUCUACCUUCAUGCAAAGGCCCAACUCCGACAGGCAGCAGAGCGGCGAAACCGACACUACCAACCAACAGCGACUUCCAUCCUCACUCCUGGAACAUUGGUUUACAGGAGAAACCACCUCCUAGGACGUCACAAAAUUCAGGACACGUGGGACUCAGUGGUCUAUGUGGUUGUGGAAAACAUGGAUAAAGAAGGAAGAGUCUACAAAAUACACCCCAGAGAUUGUACCGGCCCGGAAAGGCAUCUUAACAGAUCGGAGCUCAGAGUGGUACCAGCGGCUGGUACUGGUAUGCCCAUGACACAACCCCAACCUUUAUUGGACCCUGGCCUGACAGAUGGCCCACCUCGACAGUUAAACUCAAACACCAUGGAUGACGAGAACAGUGACUCUGAAGAAAUCCUAUUCACCAUGGAACCAGAGCGGCGGCGAGCUUGGGUCCCCUCCCACAUUGCACUCGAGCCAAAUAGUGAUGUAGGGAGCACAGACUCACAUAGUCCUGUUUGCUCACCAUUAACUUCAGAGCCGAAUCAGGAAACCAGUUCCAACUACAGUGUACCCGUUGUAGAAACAGCCGAACCUGUAAUAGUGCAGGAACGGCUUCGAAGAAUCACCGCUGGCCAACACACUAAUCCGUUUCACCUCCCAAGGUCAGCAAAUUGCACCCUCGCUACCUCAGUUAGAACAAUACAGGUGUCCCAAGCUGUAGACAACCAGGCAGCUUCAAGAGUGUUUAGGCCCUGGAUUUAAUCCGUCACCGGGACGGUGACUUUUCAAAAUGGGGGCAAUUGUAACGGGGAUGGGUUUAGGACCCUGGGGAGCCUUUAAAGGGAGAGCAGAAGCAGCGCUCUCUCUCUCUCUCACCUGCAGAAGUGCAGACACUCAGCAGAAGGCACUCCAAACAUUUGUUGUGGUAGGUUGUGAUUUGAAGGGAAAUAAUAUUUUAUUCACAUUGUACUGCAUUAAAAACAUUAUUUUAAUGGAUAUACAUUUACUUUACUAGAAGAGCAGCGGCAGCAGUUGGGGCAGAUUCAGUGUGGACAUUGUGUGAGGUUUGAUGAUUUAUCUGUCUCUGACAAAAGAAUAACUGCUGGUCCGGGUGCUAGUUAAAAACAACUUUAAAGGGCGACAACCUAUUAACUGCUGGUCGGGUUUGGUAAAGCUACUUGAAGGUACAGCAUGUUGAAUGGUGUAUUUUAUUUAAGUAUUGUAUCUUAACCUGUGGAACAAAACUUAACACUCAUGUCUGUGUUCAUAGGACUGUCUGCGAGAGAAGUGACUGUCACUGUUUUUUUUCCCUCCUAAUACUUAGUUUCAUUUGGGCCUUCUUGUUUUCUUUUAUUUGUUUUGGUUGUUAUUUUAGUUGGGCUAAGUGCAAUAUUUACCAGGCGCCAGACAGCGCCUUAGUGGCCACCGGUUUGGGGGAAGCUAUCGCAUUAACAUUUAGUGAUCCCUUUUGUUUUGUGUGCUUAUAUUUUGGUUGCAGUGCAAACCCAACCUUGAGACCGUGCAAGUGAUUCAUUAGAGUGCAGUGGUGUUGUUACUCUAUUGGUUUGGGUUUCUUUUUGAGUUAUUGGGUCCUGAAUGCGUGAGCUGAUCCUAUUUAUCCCCUUACCGUCACUUGGAUGAUGUGUGCUUUUGCCUAAUUUAUAUGACGCCUGACCUUUUUAAAUUAAUUUUGUAAUAAACUAUUUUCAUGAUUUAUCUGCCUCCUGUCCUGGUUAUUCUGGACAUU
This is a messenger RNA of Cololabis saira (Pacific saury), 4277 nucleotides long. RefSeq lists its product as uncharacterized. The record is from RefSeq and is a predicted model, not a curated record. Gene Ontology annotation, molecular function: nucleic acid binding. Lineage: Eukaryota; Metazoa; Chordata; Actinopteri; Beloniformes; Belonidae. Bases 113 to 3292 code for a protein of 1059 amino acids. The transcript is spliced from 3 exons. Gene Ontology annotation, biological process: DNA integration.